Molecule: messenger RNA, 1050 nt
Organism: Nicotiana tabacum (common tobacco)
Lineage: Eukaryota; Viridiplantae; Streptophyta; Magnoliopsida; Solanales; Solanaceae
Source: RefSeq, a predicted model, not a curated record
UGUUCAGCGAUUGUUUUCAUCCUUUUACAUAUAUAGCAAAAUUAAAAUGAAGUUGUUAGUAGCUUGCAUUGCACUGUUUUUUAGUUUCACUACAGUCCCUCAGGCCUUAGCAAGUAAUUUCUCAAUCGACCACCUAUGAUAAUAUGCAGAUCGUAUUACAAUGGGCACCCACAUUCUGUGGUAGGAGGAAUGAUUGGAUACCCAAAACGUUUCACCUUGCAUGGCCUUUGGCCGGCAAACAGUACUGGAUAUAGUCUAAAAUGUGCUCCACCUCCAGAGGGUACCAGCGUGUGGACAACAGACGGACAGUUACGGACAGCUCUUCAAAAAUGUUGGUAUAGUCUGAUCCGGGGUCGUCCCAAUUACAUACUGUGGAAACAUGAAUGGAAGGAUUAUGGCUAUUGCUCUAGUCAUACAAUAAAAGAUACUGACUACUUCUGGGCUGCAGUACGAAAGCAUGGAAGAAACACCAAGAUUGCGGGCGAUGCGAUUGUUAACGAAUUGAGUGAUGCAGAAAUCAGUCCGUCAAAUGAUAAGGUUAACAAAAAGAGUGCAAUAACGAGUGCCUUGUCUGAAAUUCUGGACUUUAAUAACCAAGUGGAUGCUGAAAGGAGAUGCGAGACUGAAAGCGAUAGCAGCCAUCACUACCAACAUUCUGAACACCAUCAACGAAGAUGGCUGGGAAGACGACGAGAAUGCGACACCAAACGGUACUCCCAGGCAAAGUAUAUCACCUCCCCUCACGAAAGCGUGACGGCUUCACGCGAAAAGAGAGCAUCCACAUCCACAAUUGAGGAAGCACCACCAGCAGUGAAGAAACUAUUAUUAGAGUGGCUGACAAGCACUAUAAACAAUAUAUUCGACAAACCUGCCCAAAAGGAGAAUGGCAACACCGCACAAGCAGAUAUCGUAACAACUACUGGCGAGCAGCCUCUUCCUCGGACAGGUAACACUUACCCCACUAUGGACGCAGGUAACGAUGCGCUCGCAACCGUCCCAAAGAAAACAGAAGAAAUGGAAAACGAAAAAAGGCGUUUCGCGACCAGAUGA